Molecule: messenger RNA, 456 nt
Organism: Zasmidium cellare ATCC 36951
Lineage: Eukaryota; Fungi; Ascomycota; Dothideomycetes; Mycosphaerellales; Mycosphaerellaceae
Exons: 3
Coding region: 1-456 (151 amino acids)
Source: RefSeq, a predicted model, not a curated record
AUGGCCACUCUUCACUACCUCCCACCAGUCAAGCCAUCGGCCAUUGCGCUCGGCACCGUCUUCAACCACGUCGCCUCGCUCGCCAUCCUCGGCCCCGUCUUCGGCGAGAGCUACCGCAAGGCCCAAGCCGCCAACUCGGCUGAGGAGUUCUUCAAGUCCAAGGAGGCUGCCUCUGCUGGCGCCGCCUGGGGAACUUCCCUGACCGGCUCUGCGCUCCAGUCGUACGGUGUUGCUGCUCUGCUCCAGGCCACUGGCACCCUCUCCUACAAGGGCGCUGCGUACCUCGGUGCUUUGAUCUUCGCUGCCUCUUCUGCUCCAUCGUUCAUUGCCCAGGUCUUCACUGAGAAGCGCCCGCUCGACACCGUCGCCGUCGGCGCCCUUGCCCGCACCUUCGAGACUGUCGGCCUGUCCCUGUUCCUCACCUGGUGGGGCGUGCGCCAGAACCCACUCAACUAG